ACUUCCUUCCUCUGAAAUGCGAUGCGUGUGGGGAAGUCUUCUGCAAAGACCAUAUCCGUUACGAUGACCACACGUGUAGCUCAGCCUACAAGAAAAAUGUGCAGGUUCCAGUGUGUCCGCUCUGCAACGCACCUAUACCAGUUCAGAAGGGGGAAAUACCAGAUAUUGUGGUUGGAGCCCACAUGGAUACAGACUGCAAAUACAAUCCAGCACAGCAGAAGCAGAGGAUCUUCACAAACAAGUGCUUGAAGCCAGGCUGCAAAAGGAAGGAGAUGAUGAAGGUACUCUGUGAACAGUGCGGUGGCAACUUCUGCAUAAAACAUCGGCAUCCUCUGGAUCACGACUGUAAAGGGAGCAACCGCCCCACCUCCAAGGCAGGGUAUGCUGCAUUUAUGAUACUUUGA
Molecule: messenger RNA, 404 nt
Organism: Opisthocomus hoazin
Lineage: Eukaryota; Metazoa; Chordata; Aves; Opisthocomiformes; Opisthocomidae
Source: RefSeq, a predicted model, not a curated record